UAUCGUACGACGUCCCCUCGCAGUCUUCGUUCGAGUGUGCUCCGUUUCGCAAGUAUUUCGCGUUGCGCGGCGUGGUUAUCGCAAUCCUAAAGAAACAGGAAAAUCAAACCCCGAAUCAACAGUCAGUAGUGCCGGGCUUUGCCUUUGCGUUUUACAUCUUCCGUAAUCGCGUUCCGCUACGUUGCUUUCGAGCCUACACAAUUUUCUCCAAAUUUGUUGCAUUUAUCACCCGCAGCUACUGUAGAAUGGCCGAACCCAAAGCCGACAUCGCCCUCAUCGGUCUGGCCGUCAUGGGCCAAAAUCUGAUCCUGAACAUGGAUUCGAAGGGCUUCGUUGUUUGCGCCUACAACAGAACCGUAGAUAAGGUGAAACACUUCCUGGACAAUGAAGCAAAGGGCACCAAAAUCAUUGGAGCAAAUUCUCUGCAAGAUAUGGUCAACAAGCUGAAGAAACCACGAAAGAUCAUGCUGCUGGUCAAAGCCGGCAGUGCGGUCGAUGAUUUUAUCAACCAGUUGCUUCCGUUGAUCGAGAAGGGCGACGUCAUCAUCGACGGGGGCAACUCCGAGCAUCAGGAUUCGGCCCGGCGGUACGAGGAACUGAAGGCCAAGGGUAUUCUGUACGUCGGUUCCGGCGUCAGCGGUGGCGAAGAAGGAGCCCGAUAUGGUCCCUCCCUGAUGCCCGGUGGUCAUCCGGACGCGUGGCCUCUGAUUAAGGACAUCUUCCAGGCCAUCUGCGCCAAGUCCAACGGCGAUCCGUGCUGCGAAUGGGUCGGUGAAGGUGGCGCCGGUCACUUUGUCAAGAUGGUCCACAACGGUAUCGAGUACGGCGACAUGCAGUUGAUUUGCGAAGCCUACCACCUGAUGUUGGCCCUUGGCAUGACCCAGAAGGAGAUGGCCCAAGAGUUUGACGAGUGGAACAAGGGAGUGUUGGACUCGUUCCUGAUCGAGAUUACGCGUGAUAUUCUGAACUACAAGGAUGAGGAAGGAUACCUGUUGGAACGGAUUCGGGACACCGCUGGACAGAAGGGAACCGGAAAGUGGACGGCGAUUGCCGCUUUGCAUCAUGGCGUUCCGGUUACGCUGAUCGGUGAAGCUGUAUUUGCUCGUUGUUUGUCGGCGCUGAAGGAGGAACGCGCCAAGGCUAGCAAACAACUCUCCGGACCGAAUGUUAAGGCCACCGUGGCGGAUCGCAAGGCGUUCCUGACGCACAUCCGCAAUGCCCUGUACUGUGCCAAGAUCGUUUCGUACGCCCAGGGAUUCAUGCUGCUCCGCGAGGCCGCCAACGAGUACAAGUGGAACCUGAACUACGGAGGCAUUGCUCUGAUGUGGCGAGGAGGUUGCAUCAUUCGAAGCGUUUUCCUCGGCAACAUCCGGGAUGCGUUCGUGCGCAAUCCCCAGCUGUCCAAUCUGCUGUUGAACGAUUUCUUCAAGGAUGCCAUCGUAUCGAACCAGCAAUCGUGGCGUGAGGUUGUCAGCCAUGCUGUGCUGUGGGGAGUUCCAGUACCGGCCAUGUCGGCCGCCUUGGCCUUCUACGAUGGAUACCGUUCGGAACGUUUGCCGGCCAAUCUGCUGCAGGCCCAACGGGAUUACUUCGGUGCCCAUACGUACGAGUUGCUCGGUAAGGAGGGCAAAUUUGUACACACCAACUGGACCGGAAAGGGCGGAAACGUUUCGGCUAGUACCUAUCUGGCCUAAAUGCUGAAUGGGAGCGUUCAGCGUUGCAUCAUCCAGUGAAUAUCCUAACAUUCCCCACCUUUGGGCCUUUUUAGAUUCCAUGUAAAAGGUAAACAUUGUCCCAGUGAAAAAAAAACGUUAUUUAUUGUUGCUCAUUCGAUUUAGAUUUCGGAAAAAAGUGUUUGUUUUUGUAUAAAAAUGUUUGUUUAAUGUCAAAA
Messenger RNA from Aedes albopictus (Asian tiger mosquito), 1891 nucleotides. It is a transcript of the gene Pgd, whose product is annotated as 6-phosphogluconate dehydrogenase, decarboxylating. The record is from RefSeq and is a predicted model, not a curated record. Gene Ontology annotation, biological process: pentose-phosphate shunt, oxidative branch; pentose-phosphate shunt. Gene Ontology annotation, cellular component: cytosol. Gene Ontology annotation, molecular function: NADP binding; phosphogluconate dehydrogenase (decarboxylating) activity. The transcript has 5 exons. NCBI's taxonomy places the organism in Eukaryota, Metazoa, Arthropoda, Insecta, Diptera, Culicidae. Bases 246 to 1694 code for a protein of 482 amino acids.